AUGGAGACAGUCAACACCACACAGCGGCUCGCCCAUCUGCGGCAGCUCAUGUCGGAGAAUGGCGUCGACAUUUACAUUGUCCCGUCCGAGGACAGUCACUCAUCCGAGUACAUCGCCCAUUGCGAUGCCCGCCGAACCUUCAUCUCGGGCUUCUCGGGCUCCGCUGGGUGUGCCGUAAUCACCACGGACAAGGCUGCCCUGGCGACCGACGGCCGCUACUUCAACCAGGCCGCCAAGCAGCUUGACAGCAACUGGGUACUGCUCAAGCAGGGCAUCCAGGACGUUCCCACCUGGCAGGAGUGGUCGACAGAGCAAUCAGCUGGAGGCAAAGUGGUGGCCGUCGACCCGACGCUCCUGUCGAGUGGUGCAGCAAAGAAGCUCGCCGAGAAGAUCAAGAAGAGUGGUGGUAAAGAGCUGAAGCCGGUGGCGGAAAACCUGGUGGACAAGGUCUGGGGUGCCAACCGGCCUGAGCAACCAAACGAACCUGUGAUCCUGUUGGAGAAGAAGUAUUCCGGCAAGGAUGUCGGCGCCAAGCUCGCCGACCUACGGAAAGAGCUCGAGAAGAAGAAGUCGCCAGGCUUCGUUGUGUCCAUGCUCGACGAGAUUGCUUGGCUGUUCAACUUGCGGGGCAACGAUAUCCCUUACAACCCAGUCUUCUUCUCGUACGCCAUCAUCACUGCAGACGAGGCGAUACUGUACGUUGACUCAAGCAAGCUCAACGUGCACGUCCAGAAGUACCUCGCCGACAACAAUGUGAAAGUGAAGCCGUAUUCCGACAUUUUCAACGAUGCCACGGCCCUGGGCGAGUCGGCACAGGCCAAGGGCAUCCCCGAGUCCGGCGAAGCACCCAAGUUCCUGAUCUCGAACAAGGCCUCAUGGGCACUGAAGCGGGCGCUGGGUGGCGACGACUUUGUCGAGGAGAUUCGAAGCCCAAUUGGCGAUGCCAAGGCAGUCAAGAACGAGACCGAGCUUGAGGGCAUGCGGUCUUGCCAUAUUCGGGACGGUGCCGCCCUUAUCGCGUAUUUUGCCUGGUUGGAGGACCAGCUAAUUGCAAAGAAGGCGACGAUCGACGAAGUCACGGCGGCCGACAAGCUCGAGGAGCUCCGUUCGAAGCAAAAGGACUACGUUGGCUUGUCUUUCGACACAAUCUCGUCAACAGGAGCCAAUGCUGCCGUGAUUCAUUACAAGCCCGAGAGGGGCGCUUGUGCAACGAUCGACCCCAAGGCAAUCUACCUGUGCGACUCUGGCGCGCAAUACCUCGAUGGAACCACUGACGUCACACGCACAUUACAUUUUGGGGAGCCUACCGCGGCUGAGAUUGAGGCGUACACCUUGGUCCUGAAAGGCAAUAUCGCCCUAGACGUUGCUAUCUUCCCCAAGGGGACGACUGGGUUUGCCCUGGACUCUUUGGCUCGGCAACACCUUUGGCAACAAGGUCUUGACUACCGACAUGGCACCGGCCACGGUGUCGGGUCAUUCCUUAAUGUGCACGAGGGUCCCAUUGGCAUUGGCACCCGCGUCCAAUUCUCGGAAGUUGCACUGGCGCCCGGCAACCUCAUCUCCAACGAGCCGGGGUUCUACGAAGACGGCUCAUUCGGCAUCCGCAUCGAGAACAUCAUCAUGGUCAAGGAAGUCAAGACGAAACACACUUUUGGAGACAAGCCGUUCCUCGGAUUCGAGCACGUAACGAUGGCGCCGUACUGCCGCAGGCUGAUUGACGAGAGCCUGCUGACGAUCCACGAGAAGCGAUGGCUAAACGAGUACAACGCGGACAUUUGGGCCAAGACCAAGGACUACCUGGCAGACGACGAGCUUGCCUUGACAUGGCUGGAGCGGGAGACACAGCCCUUUUGA
Messenger RNA from Microdochium trichocladiopsis, 1854 nucleotides. RefSeq names its product aminopeptidase-like protein. NCBI's taxonomy places the organism in Eukaryota, Fungi, Ascomycota, Sordariomycetes, Xylariales, Microdochiaceae. The record is from RefSeq and is a predicted model, not a curated record. Gene Ontology annotation, molecular function: metalloaminopeptidase activity. The transcript is spliced from 4 exons. The coding region runs from base 1 to 1854 and encodes 617 amino acids.